Oncorhynchus masou masou (cherry salmon) is the source of this 499-nucleotide messenger RNA. Its product is annotated as guanine nucleotide-binding protein G(I)/G(S)/G(O) subunit gamma-8-like. The record is from RefSeq and is a predicted model, not a curated record. The transcript has 3 exons. Bases 124 to 336 code for a protein of 70 amino acids. Lineage: Eukaryota; Metazoa; Chordata; Actinopteri; Salmoniformes; Salmonidae. Gene Ontology annotation, molecular function: G-protein beta-subunit binding. Gene Ontology annotation, cellular component: heterotrimeric G-protein complex. Gene Ontology annotation, biological process: G protein-coupled receptor signaling pathway.
CUCUAAGUGGGUGGAGUGUGCCUUGUUCAACUAUCACACCUCAACUGUAGAACCCUGGACCUACCAACCCGUCUGUCUUGUUUUUGCGUUGGACCAGGCUGAGGUACAGCGAGAGGAAGCAGGAUGUCCAAUAACAUGGCUAAGAUUGCAGAUGCUCGCAAGACAGUGGAACAGCUGAAACUGGAGGUCAACAUUGAAAGAAUGAUGGUGUCCAAAGCAGCAGCUGAUCUUAUGGCCUUCUGUGAGGCUCAUGCCAAGGAGGACCCACUGGUGACCCCUGUGCCAUCCUCUGAGAACCCCUUUCGGGAGAAGAAAUUCUUCUGUGCAAUACUCUGAUCCCCACACUUAUAACCACAACUUUUGUGUAAUUAUUAGCAAUAAUUAAUUGCCAAUUCUAAGGAAUACAUCUGAUAGUAACAGUGAAGAACACUUGAAAAUGUUGGUUUUGUUAUGCCUAGUCAGGGUGAUGAUUUUGUAUUUAAAAACCUGUAUAGUAAAU